This is a messenger RNA of Arabis nemorensis, 1122 nucleotides long. The record is from the annotation of a GenBank genome assembly. Lineage: Eukaryota; Viridiplantae; Streptophyta; Magnoliopsida; Brassicales; Brassicaceae.
AUGGAGCCAAUUUUCAUCCUGAUCAAGCCCAACGGCGUCCAGGCUGGUCUUGUACGUUUCCCUUCUCCGACUGUUUCUCGUUAUGAUCUGUGUUCCGACAAACUUGAUUUUUGUCGUAUCGUAUCCGUUUUCAUGUCGAGGGUUUUUAGGCUUGACGAGGAUUCCGUUUUCUUUUGUAAUUCAGGUCUUAAGAUGAUCACUCUGGACCGCCCUUUCGCUGAGAAACACUACCAACACUCGUCUGCCGAGCCCUUCUUCCCUCAUCUUGUCAACUACAUAAGCUCUGGCCCAGUCGUUGCAAUGAUCUUGGAGGGGGAAGAACGUACGUUGUUUCGAGUGGAAAAAAGAUCAUUGGAAAGACAAUUCCUUGUAAUGACAUGGACACUGACAUUGGCAGUGGAGAGUGCUAACAAGGAGAUUGCCUUGUGGUUCCCAGAGGGACGUCCUGUGAAGCUACAUAGUGAUGUAGCCAGACCAAAAGCCCGUGACAUUGGGAGGAUUUCCGUUACGAGAUUUGACACUGGGAUUCCUCGUGAGGAUGUCGAGAGUGCGUUGAGAGAACAUUUCGCUUCAUGUGGAAAGAUCACUGAUGUUUACAUACGAAAAGGGUCGUCUGUUGCUUAUAUUUAUUUCGUGGGAGAGGGUGCAGUAGACAAGGCCUUGGAACUUAGUGGAAGUGACGUGGGAGGAUGGAAUGUCUGUGCUGAGGCUUAUCCGUUUUGGGACAACAAUGGUACUAUGUUUACUGUUCUAGGAUUUGACCCUUCGCUUCUUGAUUCUGAGAUUGAGAGGGCGUUGCGUGAACAUUUCUCUUCAUGUGGAGUGGUCACGGAAGUCACUAUCUUCAAGAAGCGAGCAUCUGUGGCCUUGGAACUUAGUGGAAGCAAACUUGUUAGGUGUCUUAGUAGGCCACCAAGAUACACUGUCCACGAUCGUCGUGGACCUCCCUUUGAUUCUCGAACACGGAUAAAUUUGGUCGUGGGAGGACUGGAGAUAGUAGAGCAUGAAUAUCAUUACCUCAAGAAGAUGAUGAAUGAACUCUUCCAGCCAGCAGGAGCAGCAGCGGGUAGUAAUUAUUUUCUUUUUGUCAUCCAAAUUUCCGAUAAGGAGAAAGCUAAUUAG